Molecule: messenger RNA, 14154 nt
Organism: Acanthopagrus latus (yellowfin seabream)
Lineage: Eukaryota; Metazoa; Chordata; Actinopteri; Spariformes; Sparidae
Exons: 63
Coding region: 4769-13216 (2815 amino acids)
Biological process (GO): cell surface receptor signaling pathway
Molecular function (GO): transmembrane signaling receptor activity
Source: RefSeq, a predicted model, not a curated record
AUAAUGGCUUGUUUCCUACCAGGCAUUACAGCAGAGGAAUCACCAGCAGAGGACUCACCAACGAGGCACUAUCGCCUGAAAAACAGCUCAUUUUGUCUACGAUUAGGGAAUUCAUCGCAAUUUAAAAAUAUUGUGUGGACUUUUAAUAACGAGGUGAUUGUUUUAAAUCAGGAAGUCAAUAGCCACAAAGACACAAUGGAAUAUAAUCCGAGUGACACGUCCUUGUGUAUCAACAAUGUCACUGAGACAGACAGUGGCACCUACAAAAUAUCAUUUGUCAAUAGUCAAAAUAAGUACUCAACGAAGACCCACGUCCUAAUGGUCGAAGGUAAGUUCUAUAUAGUUAUUUAUCUCUAGUAGGUGUUUUGGUCUUUUUGGCCAGUAGAUUUCAUCAUUUAAGAUUGCCAUGGGCGAUACAGAGUUUCUUUACCUUCCAGUGUUUAUGUAAAGACCAUCUUUAAGAUUCAUGACAUGAACAUAUGACCUGUAAUGAAGCUAACCCACCCUUUUAAAUGGAUAUACUUUUUUUUUUUUUUAUUGUGACUUCAACCACGUUCUUCAGUCCAGUGAAGGUCACAUACAAAUCUAAGCAAAUUUGUAGUCCCUAUUCAUUUUCAUGUUAGUAUUUCAUGUUUUUGUCCUCUUGUUUCAGCUCUUUCAGUUAACCAUGAUGUGAGUUUUAAGGAUUUUAUGUUUUAAAAUGCUUGAUAAAGAAUGUAGCUCUGACCCUUAUGUAAAUGUUGGUGUGCUCACAGCUGGCUGCUAACAUAGGCUGUAUAGGCUGCAGUUCCUAUAUAAAAAAAAAAUAACAAACCCAAUUCAGUUUUACAUGCAUAUAUAGUGGAGACAAAUGUGCACUUCAUGUUGUUGUGAAUUAUAUACUCUUGUAUUGAACAGGAAGCUACGUGUAUCUGAGGCCUUUGAAAAUAUUUUGUUGAUGCUGUGAUUCCUACUAGUUGCCACCAGAGAGUGCUAAAUGAUCAAAUGCCUUUAAUCUAUAUUACCUGCUUGGUUGUGUGUUGUUGCAGACACUGUUCCCAGACCUGUGAUCAGGAUAUCAGCAGUGCACUCCAACCUGUCUGCUGGAUUCUGCAACAUCACAGUCAACUGCUCCAUCGGGGAUGAUUGGAUGUGGUCUGUCUGUGCUGAAGACAGUUGCAGAACAUAUCAGAGAUCAUUCGGGAACAUUAACAUCACCAUUACUCCUCAGAACAGAUCUAUUGUCUGCAGUGGCAGUAACCAUGUUAGCACAAGCAAUGUUUCUGAAAGCACACAGGCAGAAUGCUUUGAUAAAGCUAAUUCUGAACCAAAAGAGACACCACAGCCACUCAAGUGGAUAGUGAUAGUGUGUAUAGUGUGUAUUGUGUGUCCAUUUAUUCUGCUUUUGGCUAUAGUGCUCUUUUUAACAAGAUACAAUCGCCAUCAGUCGUCUCCUCCUCUGCUAAUGGAUAACCAGGCAGUGGAGGCACAGCCACAACCUGUACCCAGAGUCUCCUCCUCAUCUUCCAGUUGUGCUGAGGCCUCGUAUGAAAACGUAAAUGCUGGACAGACCAGCAGCCCAUCCAUCAUCCCAGCAGAGCAAAGUCAAAACAUAGAUACCGUCUACAGUUAUUUACAGGCGCCGAAGGUGACUGCCUCUGGUGCCAACAGUGACAGCGCGGAGGUCCGAGUGGCAUCGGCUACACAACCUGUUACUCUGGAUGAGGUGGGACAGCCUGCCCAAAUUGACACAGUGUACAGUGUGUUGCAAAAGCCAAAAAAUCUGAAGUCACAGCACAACCAGUAGUUUGAACAAGAAGCCAAAGAGAUGAACCGGACAAGUGAGAGAAGCCUGUUGCAAAGCGAGCAUGCUGAUAUGGACAUUUAUGAAAUGUUUACUGUAAACUGGAGGACGCAUGCUUACAGAUUAUGCAGUUAUUUUUGUGUGUUUGUUGUUGUAUAUGUAUUCUUGCAAGAGAGGUAGUGAGUCUCAUGCAGUGUUGACAAGUUACCCACAAGUAAUACUUGAGUAAAAAUAAAGAUAUGUUCAAAUAUUAGUUUGGUAAAAGUGAAAGUCAGCCACACCAAUUGUACUUGAGUAAAAGUCUGAAGGUACCUAAAGAACCUGACAGUAAAUGUCCUUAAGUAUCAAAAGUAAUGUUCUUGUGUUUAAUGUACAUGACUCUCAACAGUAAAGUAUACAUAUAUUUACAUGCAUGUAUGUAUGUAUAUACUGUUUACUGGUAUUUGACCGAUUAUUGGCCUGGAGUAUUAUGAGAUCCAAUAUUUAGCAUUUUUCCGAUUAUCGAAAUCAGUGUAUGUUUUAUUUUUUUUGUGGAUAAAAUAAAUUCAUAAAAAAUGCACUUUGUUGGCUGUGAUACAGUAUGCAAUCUGCAAAGUAAAACUAGAAACUAAAAUCCUAUAAUCAAUUCUGAAGAAAGGAAAAAGUACAAUAUUUGCCCAAAGCCAGGAGCAACACUUGUAAAGAGACGAUGGUCUGUCAUCGUUAGGAAUGCUGGGAAAUUGGGAGACAUAUAUGGUGACUGAAUGUUGUGACUCUAUGGUGGCUCUUGUCAACAUUUGUUAGAAUGGUAAACUUUGUGUAUUGAGCUGGAAGAGUAGACACUGUGUUGCAAUCCCUGCAGUGAGUCUAUGUUUUCCCACAGAUUUUAUUGUUUGACUCAGGAACAACUUUCUAUCCAUAUCAGGCCGACGGGCCGGUCUUCUACUUGGUAUCUAUUUAUUCAGUGUCACUAUUGAAGUAAUGUUCCUCUAAGAGUGUUGAAAAACCUGCAGCACCCAGCUUUAACUGAAACAGCAGUACAGAGUUGGAAUAUAUUGUUCAUGAAGAAUUUGUUUACAUCAGGUUGAUGAGUAAGUCAGUCAGUGUACUUGAUAGACUCCAGUCACUGUGCAGGUGAAAUAAAAGCUUUUUCCACAGAUCACCACAGGGGGGCGUCAAACCACACUAACUGAUACUGACACAAUGCAUGUGCUGCUUUUUACCUCUGAGACGAGGGCGGCUGUAGUGAAGUCCCAGGAUGUCAAGUCAAGGUUACCUGAGAGCCUCAUUCUCAAAGAGUUGUAGUUCUCUCUAAGUGAUAAAACUCUUCAUGUUCUUUGACUCAUUCUCAGCUGAAAAUGUCACCCUGCUUUACUCUGCAACUGAAUUUCUACCACAAGUAAAAAAAAAGGUGGAAAAAAUGACACUUCUUAGGUGUGAAUGAUGACACUGUCUAAUUGUUGGUAUCUCAGCACCACGUCUUUAUGUGUGAAACUGCACUGGAAACACUAAUGCUGAUGAGAACUGGCUUUGUGUGUUCCUUCUCAUGCUAAGACAUGCUAUAGUUUGUUUUAAUAUUUUGUCACUUAAACUGCAUUAAAUGCACAAAUAUGCGGUCUGACGUGCAAUGAUUACCGUUAAUGCCACUAUUUCUUUUGACAUUUUUUGUGACCAGGAAGAAGAGACAAAUUGAUAUAUAAUGUUAACUAAUACUGCCUAUAGCUGAAUAAAUAAGUUUGCAACAUAAUGCCUUGUUCAACACUUUGAUGAAUAGUGUUGGGGAGGUCACAUGAUUUGUGAGGCUGCACAGAGAGAGACAGUUUCCUUCCUGAUUUAGAUUGGAUCAUCCUGUAGAUUACUGCUGCCUCAGUUGGGAACAUUUUAUCAGAACAUUCAGAGAAUUGUUCAGUUUUAAUCACACAAUUUAAAGGCAGUACUGUAGAGGAGAGUGUCUCCUCCCCCAGCACAGGAACUCAGUCUCACUUUAGGGUGGUUUUACCACAACUGCACCCACAGGAAGUGACUGAGCUCGGAGAAAAACAGAAAUAGUGUCAUGAACAGAAGUGAGCAUGCAGAGUGCAGAGAGCCCUUUCUCACAGCUCCGCUCUGUAGCAUCACCAGUACUCUGGCUCAGACUUCACACAGUAUGUCAUUUAGCAGCAGUGAAGUGAUUUAGCUCUCUCUGAUGGUGUCAGUUUACAAAAAAAAUUAGGAGGACCAAUAUCAGUUUUCAAAUCUGAUUUUGGGAAAAUACUAAGAGAGAACAGUCAGGGAAAACCCACUUAAAUUUAAAAGACAGUGGCAUAACAGAGGUCCACCCCAGGUAGAGACAAAUAUAAGUUUUAAAAAACAAGGAACAUUUCAUUUGUGAUGAGUCUCAGUUUAAUAAUGAUGGCUCUCUAUGACCUACAUGGCAAAAAGGACCAUCAGCGAGAAGACUGUAGUUAUUCCGAAUGCAGCACAACUCAAACUGUAUCAGAAAUUGAUUGAAGCCUCUUGUGAUUCACCUCUGUACAUUUUCUCUCUGAAAUAAGGUCCCAUGAGGUCGACCAGAAAGGGCCUCACUUCACCUCUCUAUAAUAAAGGGUCUAAAUACAAGAUACAAGAACUGUUAGAUGGCAUAACAUAUACAGAGAAGAUAACAAUAAAAUGUUAGUGUGAUGUAAUAAGAUUUAAUUCAACUGAUCUUAUGUUUCUUAAAUGUGAAAUAAGGAUGAGGAACAAACCUUUGCAAAAUAGAUGAGCUGAUAAUUUAUUCACAGUGGACAGGAAAUGUAAAUGUGUCAAAGUAUGCUGCGGUCAACAUCACUGCAGUUGUUUGAGCUUUGUGUGAAAGGGAAGAAAGAACAGAGUGAGAACUGCACUCAGACGAGGAAGUUGAUGAAAAACUCUGCUCUCACAUUCACAGAAAAUUUAACUUCUCUUUUCUUUCUGCUGCAUUUUUAUUAAUACGAAGUAGGAAGUUUGAUCAGAAACAGAGUGACAGUGUCGGUGCUGGAUGUGAAGAUGGGGCACACUCUGCUCGCUGUGCUCGGGUUAUUCUUGCUGAAUACACUCCUGUACGGACAUGCUGAAGCAGGUAGAAGUAAAGCCACACUGACAGCAGACAGGACAAUCAUACCACUGGGGGGCAGCGUGACACUGACAUGUUCUGUGGAGGAUCCUGCUGGAUUCAGAUAUGAGUGGUUCAGACAGACGUCAGACUAUUCUCGGAAAACUUCUCUUCAGACCAAAAAUGUUGAAGAAUCAUACAGAGUUAUCUCACAAGGAGGCAAAUACACCUGCAGAGGAUGGAGAAGAGAACCAUAUGUCGUCACACCUGAUAGUAAUGAAGUCAUCAUUUAUGAAACUGGUCAACAUAGAGUCGCACUGACAGCAGACAGCACAAUCAUACCACUGUGGGACAGCGUGACACUGAGAUGUUCUGUGGAGGAUCCUGCUGGAUUCAGAUAUGAGUGGUUCAGACAGAAGUCAGACUAUCCUCGGAAAACUUCUCUUCAGACCGAAAAUGUUGAAGAAUCAUACAGAGUUAUCUCACAAGGAGGGAAAUACACCUGCAGAGGAUGGAGAAAUGAGCCAUAUGUCGUCACACCUGAUAGUAAUGCAGUCAUCAUUGAGGAAACUGUUUCCAACAGGGUCACUUUGACCCUUCAACCCAACUGGCCUCAGAUAUUCAGAGGAGAGACGAUCACCCUCAGAUGUGACAUCCAGGGAGGUGGAGUUAAUCAGUGGAUGUAUGAAUGGACUAAAGACAACUUAAACAUACCAACAUACAAUGAACACAGGAGAAUCAGAGCUACUGAGGCUGACAGUGGAGAAUACAGGUGUAAAGGAAGAAGAGACUCAUAUUCCUCAACAAGGUGGAGUGAUGUCAUCACAUUGACAGUAUCAUCAAACAGACCAAAGGCUGAACUGAGGGCUGAUGACAGAGACAUUCCUGUAGGGGGCAGUGUGACCCUGACCUGCUCUGUGAAGCCAUCAUCAUCUGGUUGGAAAUACUUCUGGUACAGAGGAGAGAAAACAUCUGAACCUCUGAGCUCUCAAGUCUCAGCUGGACCAAUCAGAGUGUCAGAGGGAGGAGUCUACUGGUGCAGAGGAGGAAGAGGAGAUCCAGUGUUUUACACUGAUUACAGUCAACCUCAGUUUGUCUGGUCUGCAGAUUUUCACUCAUCAGCGUCUCUCACAGUGAGUCCUGACAGAGCUCAACACUUCACCUCUGACUCUGUCUCACUGAGCUGUGAGGGAAACUCUACUGAGUGGAGAGUGAGGAGGUCACCUGAGAACAGAUACCUGUCAGACUGCUCCACCUGGGGGACAAUGACUGGAUCUACAUGCAAACUAAACACUUACAGGCUCAGUGAUGCAGUGUACUGGUGUGAGUCUGGAUCAGGAGAGUUCAGCAACUCAGUCAACAUCACUAUACAGAAUAAAAAUAUGAUCCUGCUGAGCCCUGCCCGUCCUGUGACUGAGGGAGAUUCUGUUAGUCUGAGCUGCAAAUUAAGAAACCAAAAAUUUGACUCCACUGUGUUUUUCUAUCACAAUGAGAAAGUCAUUCAAAAUGACACCAGAUGGGAGUUAAAUAUCUCUGCAGUGUCAAAGUCAGAUGAAGGAUUCUACAAGUGUCAACACUCAGGACAAGAGUCAGCACAGAGCUGGAUGUCAGUUCAGGCAGUGUCCAGGCCUGAACGCUCUUCAUUUCCUGUUCUGUUGAUUGUUGGGCUGAUUUGUGGAAUCGUUCUUAUUUUUCUUCUGCUCCUGUUGUAUCGCUACAGAUCUUCCAAGUAUACAUGCUUCAAGAGGCCGAUCCAGUCUGAGAGCUCCAACACAGAUCAGAAUGAGGCUCAGUGCAGCACAUACUCCUCUCCUGAACAUGGUGAUGUCUGUCUGUAUGAAACAAUCAAACACUCUGAAGACUCUGAACAUGGAUCAUUGACUGUAAAUAAAGAUGGACGACAUGACAGCUCCCCAAAAGUGAAGCCAGAACAUCUGGAACUGCUGUUGCAGGUGGAUCGCAGGACGUCACAUAUUCUUCAAUUGAACUUAAAAGCUUUGGGAAGAGGAGUGAGUACUCUGAAUACAGGAAGGAAGCAACAUACACCAGAGGAGAGAUCAGUUUACUCUGAUGUGAGGACAGGAGCUGCAGACGACAGUCUGCUGUAUGCCCAAGUCUUCAGCCACGAUAAAGGCAAGAAGAAGAAGAAGAAAGGAAGAUCAGCUCCUGCAGCAGCAGAUGAAACAUUUUAUUCUGAAGUCAAACCAGGAUCAUCUCUCGGUCUGAAUGUACUGAUUGUGCAGAAUGUAUUUGAUCCUCUAUCAACACAUGUUUUCAUUGUGAAAACUCAUUUUCCAACAGAAGCCCAGUCUGUCCUCACUGUGUCUCCAUCAUGGCUGAGUGCUGGAGCCUCAGUAACUCUGAACUGCAGAGUUAAAGAUCAAUCUUCAGGAUGGAGGUUCUACUGGUAUAAGACUGUUCCUGAUCCAUCAGACAACUUCUACAGCUAUGAGCUGCUACCUGGCAGCAGCAGUGGGACUGAACAGGAUUCCUACAUUGUUGAUGGACAGACACACACAGCAGGAUAUGUGUGCAGAGCUGGAAGAGGAGAUCCAGUGUUUUACACUGAUUACAGUCAACCUCAGUUUGUCUGGUCUGCAGAUUUUCACUCAUCAGCGUCUCUCACAGUGAGUCCUGACAGAGCUCAACACUUCACCUCUGACUCUGUCUCACUGAGCUGUGAGGGAAACUCUACUGAGUGGAGAGUGAUGAGGUCACCUGAGAACAGAUACCUGUCAGACUGCUCCACCUGGAGGACAAUGACUGGAUCUACAUGCAAACUAAACACUUACGGGCUCAGUGAUGCAGUGUACUGGUGUGAGUCUGGAUCAGGAGAGUUCAGCAACUCAGUCAACAUCACUAUACAGAAUAAAAAUAUGAUCCUGCUGAGCCCUGCCCGUCCUGUGACUGAGGGAGAUUCUGUUAGUCUGAGCUGCAAAUUAAGAAACCAAAAAUUUGACUCCACUGUGUUUUUCUAUCACAAUGAGAAAGUCAUUCAAAAUGACACCAGAUGGGAGUUAAAUAUCUCUGCAGUGUCAAAGUCAGAUGAAGGAUUCUACAAGUGUCAACACUCAGGACAAGAGUCAGCACAGAGCUGGAUGUCAGUUCAGGCAGUGUCCAGGCCUGAAAGCUCUUCAGUUCCUUUUCUGUUGAUUGUUGGGCUGGUUUGUGGAGUCGUUCUUGUUAUUCCUCUGCUAGUUUUGUUUUGCUACAGAGCGUCCGAUGAUUCAUGCUUUGUCAGACCAGUCCAGUCUGAGAGCUCCAACACAGAUCAUGUGGACUACGAGGUUGAUAAUUACUCCACUCUCCUCCAUGGUGAUGUUUGUCUCUAUGAAACAAUCAGAGGACAUCAAGAAGCUGAACAUGAUUCCUGCUUUGUCAGACCAGUCCAAUCUGAGAGCUCCAACACAGAUCAUGUGGACUCUGAGAAUGAUCAUUACUCCACUCUCCUCCAUGGUGAUGUUUGUCUCUACGAAACAAUCAGAGACGACCAAGAAGCUGAACAUGUUUCCAACACGGCCACUUUGACCCUUCAACCCAACUGGCCUCAGAUAUUCAGAGGAGAGACGAUCACCCUCAGAUGUGACAUCCAGGGAGGUGGAGUUAAUCAAUGGAUGUAUGAAUGGACUAAAGACAACUUAAACAUAACUCCAACACACAAUGAACACAGAAUAAUCAGUGCUACUGAGGCUGACAGUGGAGAAUACAGGUGUAAAGGAAGAAGAGACUCAUAUUCCUCAACACGGUGGAGUGAUGUCAUCACACUGACAGUAUCAUCAAACAGACCAAAGGCUGAACUGAGGGCUGAUGACAGAGACAUUCCUGUAGGGGGCAGUGUGACCCUGACCUGCUCUGUGAAGCCAUCAUCAUCUGGUUGGAAAUACUUCUGGUACAGAGGAGAGAAAACAUCUGAACCUCUGAGCUCUCAACUCUCAGCUGGACCAAUCAGAGCCUCAGAGGGAGGAGUCUACUGGUGCAGAGGAGGAAGAGGAGAUCCAGUUUACUACACAGAGUACAGUGAUCCAGUCACUAUCUACAAAAAGGUUCCAAACAAGGCUGUUGUGACUCUGCAGCCAAACUGGUCUGAAAUAUUCAGAGGAGAGAGGAUCACUCUCAGAUGUGAGAUCAAAGAUGGAGGAGACACUGAGUGGGAGUAUGAAUGGAGAACAAGCAGCUCAGAAAAACCUUCAAAUCAAAAUGAACUCAGCAUUAGAUCUGUUUCUGCAUCCCACAGUGGAGUCUACAGGUGUAAGGGCAGAAAGAAAAGAGAAAAGUCUUCAACAGAUUGGAGUGAUUCCUUCAACCUGACAGUAUCAGACACAAACAGACCAAAGGCUGAACUGAGGGCUGGUGACAGAGACAUUCCUGUAGGGGGCAGUGUGACCCUGACCUGCUCUGUGAAGCCAUCACCAUCUGGUUGGAAAUACUUCUGGUACAGAGGAGAGAAAACAUCUGAACCUCUGAGCUCUCAACUCUCAGCUGGACCAAUCAGAGUCUCAGAGGGAGGAGUCUACUGGUGCAGAGGAGGAAGAGGAGAUCCAGUUUACUACACAGAGUACAGUGAUCCAGUCACUAUCCAUGAAAAUGUUCCAAACAAGGCUGUUGUGACUCUGCAGCCAAACUGGUCUGAAAUAUUCAGAGGAGAGAGGAUCACUCUCAGAUGUGAGAUCAAAGAUGGAGGAGACACUGAGUGGGAGUAUGAAUGGAGAACAAGCAGCUCAGAAAAACCUUCAAAUCAAAAUGAACUCAGCAUUAGAUCUGUUUCUGCAUCCCACAGUGGAGUCUACAGGUGUAAGGGCAGAAAGAAAAGAGAAAAGUCUUCAACAGAUUGGAGUGAUUCCUUCAUACUGACAGUAUCAGACAAGGCACCCCGGUCUGUCCUCACUGUGUCUCCAUCAUGGCUGAGUGCUGGAGCCUCAGUAACUCUGAACUGCAGAGUUAAAGAUCAAUCUGCAGGAUGGAGGUUCUACUGGUAUAAGACUGUUCCUAAAAUAUCAAAAAAUGUAUACAGCAAUGAGCUGUUAUCUGGUAACAGCAGUGGGACUGAACAGGAUUCCUACAUUGUUGAUGGACAGACACACACAGCAGGAUAUGUGUGCAGAGCUGGAAGAGGAGAUCCAGUGUUUUACACCAAUUACAGUCAACCCCAGUUUGUCUGGUCUGCAGAUUUUCACUCAUCAGCGUCUCUCACAGUGAGUCCUGACAGAGCUCAACACUUCACCUCUGACUCUGUCUCACUGAGCUGUGAGGGAAACUCUACUGAGUGGAGAGUGAGGAGGUCACCUGAGAACAGAUACCUGUCAGACUGCUCCACCUGGAGGACAAUGACUGGAUCUACAUGCACACCAAAGACUUACUGGCUCGGUGAUGCAGUGUACUGGUGUGAGUCUGGAUCAGGAGAGUUCAGCAACUCAGUCAACAUCACUAUACAGAAUAAAAAUAUGAUCCUGCUGAGCCCUGCCCGUCCUGUGACUGAGGGAGAUUCUGUUAGUCUGAGCUGCAAAUUAAGAGCUCAAAAAAAUGUUUCCAUUGUAUUUUUCUAUCACAAUGAGAAAGUCAUUCAAAGUGACACCAGAUGGGAGUUAAAUAUCUCUGCAGUGUCAAAGUCAGAUGAAGGAUUCUACAAGUGUCAACACUCAGGACAAGAGUCAGCACAGAGCUGGAUGUCAGUUCAGGCAGGUAGACGUUCAGUCACACUGACAGCAGACAGGACAAUCAUACCACUGGGGGGCAGCGUGACACUGACAUGUUCUGUGGAGGAUCCUGCUGGAUUCAAAUAUCAGUGGAUCAGACAGACGUCAGACUCUUCUGGAAAAACUUCUCUUCAGACCGAAAAUAUUGAUGAAUCAAACAGAGUUAUCUCACAAGGAGGCAAAUACACCUGCAGAGGAUUGAGAAGUGAACCACAUGUCAUCACACCUGAUAGUAAUGCAGUCAUCAUUUUUGAAACUGUUUCCAACAGAGUCACGUUGACCCUUCAACCCAACUGGCCUCAGAUAUUCAGAGGAGAGACGAUCACCCUCAGAUGUGACAUCCAGGGAGGUGGAGUUAAUCAAUGGAUGUAUGAAUGGACUAAAGACAACUUAAACAUAACUCCAACACACAAUGAACACAGGAUAAUCAGAGCUACUGAGGCUGACAGUGGAGAAUACAGGUGUAAAGGAAGAAGAGACUCAUAUUCCUCAACACGGUGGAGUGAUGUCAUCACACUGACAGUAUCAUCAAACAGACCAAAGGCUGAACUGAGGGCUGAUGACAGAAACAUUCCUGUAGGGGGCAGUGUGACCCUGACCUGCUCUGUGAAGCCAUCAUCAUCUGGUUGGAAAUACUUCUGGUACAGAGGAGAGAAAACAUCUGAACCUCUGAGCUCUCAACUCUCAGCUGGACCAAUCAGAGUCUCAGAGGGAGGAGUCUACUGGUGCAGAGGAGGAAGAGGAGAUCCAGUUUACUACACAGAGUACAGUGAUCCAGUCACUAUCUACAAAAAGGUUCCAAACAAGGCUGUUGUGACUCUGCAGCCAAACUGGUCUGAAAUAUUCAGAGGAGAGAGGAUCACUCUCAGAUGUGAGAUCAAAGAUGGAGGAGACACUGAGUGGGAGUAUGAAUGGAGAACAAGCAGCUCAGAAAAACCUUCAAAUCAAAAUGAACUCAGCAUUAGAUCUGUUUCUGCAUCCCACAGUGGAGUCUACAGGUGUAAGGGCAGAAAGAAAAGAGAAAAGUCUUCAUCAGAUUGGAGUGAUUCCUUCAUACUGACAGUAUCAGACAAAGCCCAGUCUGUCCUCACUGUGUCUCCAUCAUGGCUGAGUGCUGGAGCCUCAGUAACUCUGAACUGCAGAGUUAAAGAUCAAUCUGCAGGAUGGAGGUUCUACUGGUAUAAGACUGUUCCUGAUCCAUCACACAACUUCUACAGCUAUGAGCUGCUACCUGGCAGCAGCAGUGGGACUGAACAGGAUUCCUACAUUGUUGAUGGACAGACACACACAGCAGGAUAUGUGUGCAGAGCUGGAAGAGGAGAUCCAGUGUUUUACACUGAUUACAGUCAACCUCAGUUUGUCUGGUCUGCAGAUUUUCACUCAUCAGCGUCUCUCACAGUGAGUCCUGACAGAGCUCAACACUUCACCUCUGACUCUGUCUCACUGAGCUGUGAGGGAAACUCUACUGAGUGGAGAGUGAGGAGGUCACCUGAGAACAGAUACCUGUCAGACUGCUCCACCUGGAGGACAAUGACUGGAUCUACAUGCAAACUAAAGACUUACCAGCUCAGUGAUGCAGUGUACUGGUGUGAGUCUGGAUCAGGAGAGUUCAGCAACUCAGUCAACAUCACUAUACAGGAUAAAAAUAUGAUCCUGCUGAGCCCUGCCCGUCCUGUGACUGAGGGAGAUUCUGUUAGUCUGAGCUGCAAAUUAAGAAACCAAACAUUUGACUCCAUUGUGUUUUUCUAUCACAAUGAGAAAGUCAUUCAAAGUGACACCAGAUGGGAGUUAAAUAUCUCUGCAGUGUCAAAGUCAGAUGAAGGAUUCUACAAGUGUCAACACUCAGGACAAGAGUCAGCACAGAGCUGGAUGUCAGUUCAGGCAGUGUCCAGGCCUGAAAGCUCUUCAGUUCCUGUUCUGUUGAUUGUUGGGCUGGUUUGUGGAGUCGUUCUUGUUAUUCCUCUGCUAGUUUUGUUUUGCUACAGAGCGUCCGAUGAUUCAUGCUUUGUCAGACCAGUCCAGUCUGAGAGCUCCAACACAGAUCAUGUGGACUCUGAGAAUGAUCAUUACUCCACUCUCCUCCAUGGUGAUGUUUGUCUCUAUGAAACAAUCAGAGGACGUAAAGAAGCUGAACAUGAUUCAUGCUUUGUCAGACCAGUCCAGUCUGAGAGCUCCAACACAGAUCAUGUGGACUACGAGGUUGAUCAUUACUCCACUCUCCUCCAUGGUGAUGUUUGUCUUUAUGAAACAUUCAGAGGACGUCAAGAAGCUGAACAUGAUUCAUGCUUUGUCAGACCAGUCCAGUCUGAGAGCUCCAACACAGAUCAUGUGGACUCUGAGAAUGAUCAUUACUCCACUCUCCUCCAUGGUGAUGUUUGUCUCUAUGAAACAAUCAGAGACGACCAAGAAGCUGAACAUGAUUCAUGCUUUGUCAGACCAGUCCAGUCUGAGAGCUCCAACACAGAUCAUGUGGACUACGAGGUUGAUCAUUACUCCACUCUCCUCCAUGGUGAUGUUUGUCUCUAUGAAACAAUCAGAGACGACCAAGAAGCUGAACAUGAUUCAUGCUUUGUCAGACCAGUCCAGUCUGAGAGCUCCAACACAGAUCAUGUGGACUCUGAGAAUGAUCAUUACUCCACUCUCCUCCAUGGUGAUGUUUGUCUCUAUGAAACAAUCAGAGACGGUCAAGAAGCUGAACAUGUUCAAUAAAGAAAUCUGCACCAACUAAACCAAUGGAACGGACGACAACAUGAAAACAUAUUAACAACACAUAUUCUCAGGUGUGAUAAUAUGUGAGGUCAAGAGAGAAUGUCAGUAUGUAAGGUGAGCGAUGGCUAUGCAGGGUGAAAAGGUAACCAUUAUAUGUGAGGUUAAAGGUAAAGAACAAAGUUUUUAUUACAGCUGGCAGCAUUUCAUUAGACUGCUGUAGAAAUAUGAGACAUGCUCAGUAUUCUGUACAGUUAAUUUGUUAGCAGAUGAUGUCAAAUAAUGGCUUCAUGUGGAUUUUAUUAUUGUCUCUUUUAGCACAAGACUACAGCAGAAUCCCUGUUUUAUUUACACACUUCAUCAUUACUUUUCAUUUUUACAGUUGUGUUGUCACCUUUUGUUUUUGUUCAGUGUUUGUAGGAAACAUUGAAUGCAACUUUGAUACAAUAUGUUUGAGCUUGUGUAGCAGGUACCAGCUUUAAAGUCAGCGUCUUUGUUAAGUGUUAGAUCAGGAUAGACGUCAACACUGACUUUUGAUAGAAGUAAUAAUCUGCUAUCAAACAACAUCUCCUAUUGCAUGUACAGUAUGUCUGUUUUCUCUCUGUCAUUUUCAAGUUAACUGUGAGGUAUUGUGUGUAUUUUUUCACCUCAAAGUCUCUUAUAUUCAUCGUAUUUUAAAAUGUUUUGAAUAUUUUCUACAUCAAUAAACAGUUUGUCUUAGCCUUUGAUGCUAAGAAAGUGAUUAUUCUCUUUGACUGAACUUAUUGCGUCACAGCUGCUGCAGGAUGACUAACUGGACACAGGCCGGCUUUGAGAGAGGGUGGGGUGUUGUCUGUUCAUGAGAAGUUUCCCUUUUGCUGGAGCUCAGUCACUUCCUGUGAGUGUCAUUGUGACCAAACUCGAAACCAGGAUUUCAUCAUAAAGGGAUGAUGUGUAAUUAU